Vigna umbellata (rice bean) is the source of this 1331-nucleotide messenger RNA. The record is from RefSeq and is a predicted model, not a curated record. NCBI's taxonomy places the organism in Eukaryota, Viridiplantae, Streptophyta, Magnoliopsida, Fabales, Fabaceae.
UUCAUUUCUGUUGUUCUAGUGUUUGAGUGAGAAGAGAGCAUAGAUUUAGGUUACUUGCAUAAAGUAACCUAACAGUUUCACAUCCAGAAACCUAAUAGUCUUCCAUCUCUCCUACGUAAUUCAUUGUGCACAUACAGAUGAAGGAUUCUUGAACUUAAUAUUAAUGGAGCUGAAUGAAUGGCUUAUAUUUGCUGAACUUUUAAUUUCUAAAAAUUAUGUGCAUAGUUUCUGUUUAACUAAUCACUUUCCAUAUCCCAAAGACCAUAUGCACAGCAUUUUCUUUCAUCUAGUACUAAUUAUUUCCAUUGCUCUGUACAACAAACUGUAUCUUUUUAGCCAGAAGAUGUUUCAUUAUUCUUGUAAGUAACUCCUGUCGAAAGGAUGACUAUAAUCUGUACUGUGCUGUGCAUACUCAUACAGGUUCGAAGAGGUAUACUGCCCCGCUUAUUGGAAGAAAUAUUGACUACUAGAAUUAUGGUAAAACAAGCAAUAAAAAAAUUGGCUCCUGCAGAGAAAGUUCUUCAGCGGAUAUUUAAUGCGAGACAGCUUGCUUUGAAGCUCAUAGCGAAUGUAACGUAUGGUUACACUGCUGCUGGAUUUAGUGGUCGCAUGCCCUGUGCAGAACUUGCAGACAGUAUUGUUCAGUGUGGUCGUAGUACACUGGAAAAGGCUAUAUCAUUUGUAAAUCAACAUGAAAAGUGGAAUGCUAGAGUUAUUUAUGGAGAUACUGAUAGUAUGUUUGUCCUUCUUAAAGGACGCACUUUGAAAGAGUCUUUCCAAAUUGGGAAUGAGAUUGCCUCUGCCAUCUCUGCUAUGAAUCCAAACCCUGUCUCCUUGAAGAUGGAGAAAGUUUAUCACCCAUGUUUCCUUCUUACUAAGAAACGAUAUGUUGGCUACAGUUAUGAAAGUCCUCAUCAAAUGGAACCUGUUUUUGAUGCCAAAGGUAUUGAGACAGUUCGCAGGGACACAUGUGGUGCAGUUGCAAAGAUACUGGAGAAGUCUUUGAGACUCUUUUUUCAGCAAAAGGAUUUAUUGGAGGUAUAAAUGCUAGCAGAUUAAGCCUUUUAUAUAUACAUCACACUGAAAGUAAUAGUCGUUUAAAAUUUGUUAUAGGGAGAGAAAAUGAGAAAAAUGUGAUGAAUUCCCUGUAUCAAUUGCACAGUGGAGACUAUUGUAUAUUACGGGUCAUAAAAUACAAAGACUAUAGCUAUUAGCUACCCUGAUUAUUGUUAUCACAUACUAAAAUCUCUUUUUUUUUUCACAAGUUGAGGCACUCUCUCAUCUCAUUCAUCCUACUUGAAUUUUAUGGUUUACAUCUUCCUCUAUUUUGU